UAUUGAUACACUUUUUAAAACCGAAACAAAAACGUUACAUGAUAUUCAGUGUUGUAGACAUGGCUAUGAAGCCCACCAGCCCACUCGCAUUGAAGCCCACAAGCCCACUCUGGGACAAGGACUGAAUGAACUGAGUAAAAGAAUGAUUAUUGCAUGGAUUGGUCUUGUCUUAUGUCAGUUCACACCAGAGACUUUCUCGACCAGAGUCAAUAUCACGGCACUAAGCACUGAGUUCUUACUGGCCUUCCCAAGACUUCAAUACACGAAAAUCAAUCUUCUCAUGUAUACAAGAGCCGAUGUGAUUAAGGUAAACGUAUACUUAACAAACCCAGGAAGCUCUAACCAUAGCAAGCUCAACGAGGUUUUAGUACAGGGAUCAAUGCCAGUUCAAUAUCAUCAAAGCACGACCGAAUUAGAUAUGCCAUUGAAGGAAUACAGUCACCUCAAGUGCUUGCUGCUGACCAGUGACCAACCGUUCGGCGUUUUUGUCCACUUGUAUGAUGGAAACGAUUUUUUGAGCAGCUUCAUGGCGCUUCCAGUUCAGGCUUUUGGGAAAGUUUAUAUGGUCAUCACUCACCUGAAACGACCAUUUCUCAUAGUCAUGGCUCAGCGGAAAACGAAACUCUUUGUCUCACUCAGUAUCGAUCCCGUCCAUGAUCUAGUGGUGGACGGGGAAAUCCAUCCAGUCGGCACCCAUAACUGGAGAACAAUACAGCUGGACAGCUACCAAGCUUUCUCUUUAUCAAAGUGUCUUGACGAAAGUCUUUAUCCAAAUAUCUCACUAACAGGAAGUAGAAUUGAGAGUACCCAUCCUAUUGGCGUCAUUUCCGGCAGUUGCAGCUCAACUCAAGACAAUUGUAAAGAGGACGACUAUGCUAUGCCUGACCUAAGCUCAGAAAUGCUCCUGCCCGAGAGGAUGUACGGGCUGAGAUUUGUCAUAGUGUACUCCCAUCAGAGAACGGAUAAGGACCUUGCUUGGGUUACGCCUUCUGAAUCGAACACCACCGUCCUCUACUACUACAAGACGUCGAUAAAUAGAUUUCAUGUAAAAGAACUUGUUGUAAUGAGGCUCAAUUUCUUUAACCUGAAUGGCUAUGCUGUCAGCGAUAAGCCUGUCGCCAUGUACCUGUAUAUUAAUACUACAUGUCAGUACCACCAAGAUAAAGGCGGCCCCUCAAUUUCAGUGGUAAUACCGAAUGAGCUUUUCUUCAACUUCUACGCGUGGGUAAUUCCCCCAAUGGACGAUAUCGUAAACUUCAUAAGCCUUGUUAUACCAGUCUAUUACACAUUUGAGUAUAUGCUCUGGAACGGUGGCCCCAUUCCCUAUAUAAAUGUGACUAAGGAUGAAGGUUUGGUUAACUUCAGCUACUACAUAGUGACCCUUGAGUUGAGGUCCAAUACUACCGAUGGAGUUCUGGACACCUACUAUUACUUUGGAUGCUAUUUUUCUGGAUUUAGCAAAGGAUCUUUCUUCCAAGCGGCUGGGUUUAACUAUGUAGAUGAAAAGUUUAAUUGUAGCCCUUCUGACGACUUUAAUGGGGACACAAGAGACAACGACUGUGAUGGAAUUUACGAUGAGGAAAUUAAAAAUGGAUUAGACGACGACGGAGAUGGUCUUAUAGACGAGGACACGUACAAUGUUUCAGGAUGCUCGAUGUUCGGCAGGUGGGGACGACAUUGCUUGUACGGCUGCUCAGACUAUUGCAGAGAGGACUGCGACAAGGACUAUGGCGUGUGUUUAGACUGCGUGGAUGGGCGAAUGAUGCCAACAAAUAUGUGCUUAGAAGUCUGUCCUGAAUUUACUUACGGGAAUCACUGCCAAGAAAACUGUUCAAUCAAAUGUAAUGGUAAAGACUGCUUAGAACGUUAUACGGGAGAAUGUGAACCACUGGGGAUAGAAGUCACAGUUCCUUGGGCAACAGCGGAACUGAACGGCACAACAGUUAUGCCCCAACCCACGAGAAUGCCUGACACAGUUAAACCGUUUGCUACAACGACGCCGUCUAACACAAGGAAAGUGACCACCACAAAACUGGCCGAAACAACGCAGCCGGAAGAGCAUGAAAAUACGAGCGUUUUUUCCAAACUGUUUGUGGCGCUGGUUGUGAUAUCAACUGUCAUUGGAGCCUCGGGAGUCAUUUACUACAGAAUAAAAACUCAGCCAUCUGUAGAAGAGAUAGCUGCGGCACUUGAAGCGAAGCCGCUGGCGAAGGAGGAAGAGAAAGUGGCUUCUCCAGAGAAAAAGACUAUGUCGAAAGAUCAAGUGCCUGAAACCCGGAAGAAGUCGAUUGAGUCGAUUAACGUAAAGAAGUUAUCGGUGUCGUCUGAAGCCACGACUACAUGGGUUUAAGUUGUCGAUGUCGUCUGAAGCUACGAGUACAUGGGUUUAAGUUGUCGAUGUCGUCUGAAGCCACGAGUACAUGGGUUUAAGUUGUCGAUGUCGUCUGAAGCCACGAGUACAUAGGUUUAAGUUGUCGAUGUCGUCUGAAGCCACGAGUACAUGGGUUUAAGUUGUCGAUGUCGUCUGAAGCCACGAGUACAUGGGUUUAAGUUGUCGAUGUCGUCUGAAGCCACGAGUACAUGGGUUUAAGUUGUCGAUGUCGUCUGAAGCCACGAGUACAUGGGUUUAAGUUGUCGAUGUCGUCUGAAGCCACGAGUACAUGGGUUUAAGUUGUCGAUGUCGUCUGAAGCCACGAGUACAUGGGUUUAAGUUGUCGAUGUCGUCUGAAGCCACGAGUACAUGGGUUUAAGUUGUCGAUGUCGUCUGAAGCCACGAGUACAUGGGUUUAAGUUGUCGAUGUCGUCUGAAGCCACGAGUACAUGGGUUUAGGAGACUGACAUCCAAAAAAAAGCAAAGUCCGUAGGAGAAGACAACAGACGAGAUUAUUAAGUGUUAUUGUUUUAUUACGCCCCUGGAAUUAUUGCAAGGCCAGACUUAAGAGGUCAAGGACGACAAUGUACCAUAAGAGACGAGAAGAAAGAGUACUGACUCAGUUUUUUUUUUUUUAGUGUUUUUUUCUAUUUUUAAAAUACCCAAAUAAACUUGAUAAUUAAAUUAAACUAAUUAUUUUUAAUUAUUA
Messenger RNA from Biomphalaria glabrata, 3080 nucleotides. RefSeq lists its product as uncharacterized. The record is from RefSeq and is a predicted model, not a curated record. Lineage: Eukaryota; Metazoa; Mollusca; Gastropoda; Planorbidae. The transcript has 18 exons. Bases 143 to 2350 code for a protein of 735 amino acids.